AUGUUCACCAUCUCCACGCUCCCUUGGCUCUGGCUUUCCAUUCUUUCCGCAACCAUCUCGGUACUUGCGCACGACAUUACCUACGUUACAGUAACAACUACAUCCACACUCGUUAUAUCAGUCUUCAAUUUCGUACCAACCACGCAUCGGACUUCAACACACCCUAUAUCCACGAUUGCAUACUCAAACACGAGUAUUCCAGCGCUCACCGUCACACCUACAGCAACAAUGAACGUACGCCUGAGUAAAGAGAGAUAUCAGCUUUCAUAUUCCUCGACUUUGAAUAUACAAACGGCUACUACCAUGGCCGCUCCAGUGAGCACAGCCGCACGUGAGAAAGAAGACACAGAGGGUGAUGCGCAUGAGUCGCAUUCACACACCACGCCUCCGUUUCGUUCCGAAGUCCCAAAGCCCGCGUGGAUCAUCCCCAGCACCACAGCGCUGCUCUGCUUCGACUUCCUAGCCGUGACGUUUUUCGUAUGGUGCUGGGUCAUGGGCUGGUUUUCUUGGUGGAGGGGGGACCAAGGCCGUGAUCAUGGGAUGGGACGGGGACGAGGGCAAUCAUAUAGGACGGGAGAAGCAAGAGGCUCAGGCACAAGAGUGCUAGUGAACCAGAACGUAGAGCGGGAAAUGAGAAUGUUGGGCAUGGUAUGA
Molecule: messenger RNA, 654 nt
Organism: Bipolaris maydis ATCC 48331
Lineage: Eukaryota; Fungi; Ascomycota; Dothideomycetes; Pleosporales; Pleosporaceae
Source: RefSeq, a predicted model, not a curated record